GAUCACGAUUCUGUGUGUUGCUUUUUAUGCCUUUAUGUGAGACAGGAAAGUGGAGGUCCAGAUGGGGGAUGACAAGAGUUUACGUUCCCUCACAAUCAGUGAGUGUUUUCUCGUUUAAACUCAUAUACAAUAUUUCUCAUACAUCUUCUGUUUCAGUUACCUAAACUAAGCCACGCUAAACCAAGUCUUUACCAAACCUCAAAGGAACGGUUCGAGCUUUUGGGAAAUAUGCUUCCUUCAUUUUUUAAAGAAACAAGAGCAAGAGCUGAAGCAGCUGGCUGUGUCCCAGGAAAAGAAAACGCACACACAAGCCACGUCCACCCCGUCCAUCGCAACCCUGUUUACAUUGACCACUCUGGCUUGAACUCUGGGACGUUGCUGUGAGACAGACCUGGCACCACAGACAGGACAGUCUCACACUAAAGCACGAGGCUUUUGUCUCCUCAGCCACAAACACUUUAUUUGUAGCAUCUGUUUUCCUCUCAGCUUUCAUUCGCACGCUUUCUUAGCACUGUGGAAUCUAUAAGCAUGAUUGUUUAAGAGCUACUUAUUUUGAUUUUGAUUGUUUUUUUGUAUUAUUUCUUGUCCUCUGAACUAAUGUGAGACUACCAGGCCAGCUGUCAGGCAUAAGCACGUGCAUCAAAUGAAAGCUAUAAACAUAGAGGCCGUGGCUGAAGGUGUUGGAAAGAGGGAGGUGCCAUGUUAGCGGACAACAGUAGUGUGAUCUUUGACUUUUGUCCUAACAGCACCAUAACAAAUCAGGCGGGUCAGCUCCUCUGGCAGCAAAGGUCGACUACCGUUGCCACAUUCCUCAGCGAGCAUGUUUCUGUGGGCAGGAGGUAAAGCAACCGAUGGAAGAAGUGACCACAGAUCCAUCUACCUGAAGAUUCGUGAAUAUGACGUCCUGGACAGGAAGAAGACGGAGACGGCUCAUAGGGCGGGGGAGGACCGAGCCAUACUGUUGGGCCUCAGCAUGGUCGUCUUGUCUGUCAUGAUGUACUUCGUCCUGGGAAUCACCAUACUGCGCUCUUACUCAGACCGCGUGUGGACGGACGAAGCUAGCUGCACCGUCGUGAACUCCAGCAUCGUGUGCGAUGUAAACUGUUCAUACAGCUGUGGAGCAGAGUGCCGGAGGAGUUCCCGUUACCCCUGUCUCCAGGUCUUUGUGAGCCUCAACUCCUCAGGAAAGGUGGUGCGACUGUUGCACAACGAGGAGACGCAGGACGGCGACCCAGAGUGCUUUUUCGUCCCAAAGUGCCGUAAGGACUAUGCGGCAACGCACGCUGUCGUUCAGAACAUUUCUGAGCGUCUCAGGUCUCAGCACGCGGUCCCGUGUUUUGUGGACCCCACGGACAGAGCGGACAGCGCCAUACUGACACAGAUCUACGGCCGGGUUGCAGUCUUCCACUCCCUGUUCUGGCCAACCUGCACCUUGAUUGGAGGAACCAUCAUCAUUGCCAUGGUGAAGCUGACCCAGUACCUGUCAAUCAUGUGCGAGCGUGUAAGCCGCAUUAAGAGAUGAAGUAUAGGAGUCCAAAAGGAAACUCCUGACAUGUGGACAUGGGGACAACUGAAGCAGCUUCAGGGGACCAAGACUGAACGACACAGAGGGAAAGUCCUGCGGAGAGAAGUGUUCGCUCUGGCAGCUGGAAAGUGGGAUUCAAACACAUUUAAUCAGUGUUCACACGAGACAUAAUGUUUGCAACAAUUCUGCCUUAUGUUUUUUAAAUGAAUAAUUUGACACAGAAUACACUUCUGUCUUUACUUGCCGAGAUAAGAUCAUCAACAUCAAAUAUGAAGCUGCAGCUGAUUAGCUUAGCACAAAAAGGCUAGAGAUCAAACAACUAGCGAUUUGCUGAGGCAACAAACUAACCAGUACUUAGUGUACCCCUGUUACCUAUUCGCUAGCCUGGGCUAACCACCCGCUAGCUGCAGCUUCACAUUUAGCAUCGUCUCACGUAACUCUCGGCAAGGCAAUGAGCUAUUUCCCAAAAUAUUGAAGUCUUUCUUUAAAGUCAGAUCUUAAAUCUGCAGUCUUUGGGCUGCCUUGGUCCGCAUUAGGCCUACUUGUGUUUUAGGAAGAGAGAAUGGGAUGUUCAGGUCCUACGUGGAAGAGAUUUACCAACUACUGCUGUGGUGUUCAAAGUGCCUGUACUGUUUGCUCACUUACCACAUUGGGUAACGUCCCACUAUUGUGCGUAUAGUGCAUCAUCCAGUGCGAUUAAGGAAAUGGCCUAUGAAAAAGUAAAAUGAAGUACGCUUAAUAUGGUUUACUCAUAGAUUCACUUCUUAUACCAGUACUGCCUUUGACUGAUUUCAAAUGUUCUAUCCAACCAUGUUUUGUUACAUAUGUAAUUGCAAUCAAUAAAAACCAUG
Messenger RNA from Pungitius pungitius (ninespine stickleback), 2376 nucleotides. Its product is annotated as calcium-activated potassium channel subunit beta-2-like. Gene Ontology annotation, cellular component: membrane; voltage-gated potassium channel complex. The coding region runs from base 821 to 1522 and encodes 233 amino acids. The record is from RefSeq and is a predicted model, not a curated record. The transcript is spliced from 5 exons. Lineage: Eukaryota; Metazoa; Chordata; Actinopteri; Perciformes; Gasterosteidae. Gene Ontology annotation, biological process: potassium ion transport; detection of calcium ion. Gene Ontology annotation, molecular function: calcium-activated potassium channel activity; potassium channel regulator activity.